AAAAUGUUUAAAUUUAUAACAGUUUUGAGUUUGGCAUUAGUGACGGUUAAUGCUUACGAUUUUACGGAUACAUAUUUUAAUCAAUAUCUAUUCGAUGAAUAUGAAUCGUUACAAUCAACGUUAUUAUCCCGUCAUCGUCGUGAUGUUAGUGAAAUUAAUGUGGAUGAAAUGAAACCCUCGAAGGAAUGUGAAAGUCAUUAUCAUCACAUGAUGAUGUCGAAAAAGGAUUUAACUUGCUGUGAAUCGAAUCAUCAUGAUCCCAGUUAUUUCUCAAUGAUCCGUGAAACGAAAAAACAAUGUGCCAUGAAAUUGAGAACCAAUAAUCCCGAUGUUGAAAAUUUCGAUCCAUUCAAUUGUGAAUAUAUGUCGAAAAUUAAGGAUUUGAUUAUUUGCGAAAGUGAAUGCGUUGCCAAAAGCCUUAACUUAUUGGACGAUAAUGGUGAGAUUAACCGUGAUGCUGUUAUUGCCAGUUUCAAACAACACAUGUCGGAGGACAGCGCCAAACAACAAAGCGUUUUGGAAGGCUAUGUGGACAAGUGUUUGGCCAAAAUUAAGAAUAUGGACACCAAAGUAGCUGGCAAAUGUAGCAGUGCACCCAUGGAAUUACAUCAUUGCAUGUUCGGUGAAAUGGUCUCGGGAUGUCCGGCUGAGGCGCAAGUUAAUACUCCACGCUGUCAGAGGAUACGUGAACGUUACAGCAAGGGUCAGACAUUGGCAUUCGGUAAACAUGCUUUACACGAAUUUUUGCAUUCUGGACGUGGACGUGGCGGUCACACUCAUCAUUAUGGCCACAAAGAUCAAAUGUAA
This is a messenger RNA of Musca vetustissima, 807 nucleotides long. RefSeq lists its product as uncharacterized. Lineage: Eukaryota; Metazoa; Arthropoda; Insecta; Diptera; Muscidae. Gene Ontology annotation, molecular function: odorant binding. The transcript has 4 exons. The record is from RefSeq and is a predicted model, not a curated record. The coding region runs from base 4 to 807 and encodes 267 amino acids.